AUGGCCAUUACCAACAAGUGGAAAAUAACAGACAAUGGACCAGCCAAAGAAUUCCUCAAAAUUAAAAUUACUCAUGACUGCCAGUCACAAAUGAUUAGUCUCAAUCAACCCUCCCCUGAAGCGAUGCAAGCAGCUCUCAAAGUUGUCAAGUAUCUAAACCAGACUAAGGAUGAGGUACUCAGUCUAGGAAAUAGUAAAGCCAAUGUCUCCCCAAUAGUCACAUACACAGAUGCAAACUGGGCCUCUGACCCAAAUACUGACUGA
Molecule: messenger RNA, 264 nt
Organism: Ustilago hordei
Lineage: Eukaryota; Fungi; Basidiomycota; Ustilaginomycetes; Ustilaginales; Ustilaginaceae
Exons: 2
Coding region: 1-264 (87 amino acids)
Source: RefSeq, a predicted model, not a curated record